Elaeis guineensis (African oil palm) is the source of this 2325-nucleotide messenger RNA. RefSeq names its product protein NUCLEAR FUSION DEFECTIVE 4. Lineage: Eukaryota; Viridiplantae; Streptophyta; Magnoliopsida; Arecales; Arecaceae. The record is from RefSeq and is a predicted model, not a curated record. Gene Ontology annotation, cellular component: membrane.
CCGGAAACCAGAGGCCGACAGCCUGGACAGCUAUUUAAUGCCAGAGAGGGACGGCCUAGGCCUUCCACCGGCUUCAGGCUUCGCGUCCCAAUAACCAAAACAACAGAAUCCCAAUCAAAAGAAGAGAAGAAGAAGAAGACGAGGAAUUUAUAUAAUUGAAUCGAUCGAAAUCAAGAAGGGGAAUAUAUGGCCGGUGGGCAGUCGCGGAAGUGGAUGAUAUUGGUGGCGACGGUGUGGAUCCAGGCGUUCACGGGGACCAACUUCGACUUCUCGGCCUACUCCUCCGACCUCAAGGCCGCCUUAGGCAUCUCCCAGGUCCAGCUCUCUUAUUUGGCCACCGCCUCCGACCUCGGCAAGGCCCUCGGCUGGUCCUCCGGCCUCGCCCUCCUCUACCUCCCCCUCCCUGCCGUUCUCCUCCUCGCCGCCGCCUUCGGCGCCGCCGCCUACGCCGCCCAGUGGCUCAUCCUCACCGGCCGCCUAUCCCUCCCCUAUCUCCCCGUGUUCCUGCUAUGCUUGCUGGCCGGCUGCAGCAUCUGCUGGUUCAACACCGUCUGCUUCGUGCUGUGCAUCCGCAACUUCCCCGUCAACCGCUCCCUCGCGCUCUCACUCACCAUCAGCUUCAACGGCGUCAGCGCCGCCCUCUACACCCUCGCAUCCAACGCCUUGGAUGGCUCUUCCUCCACCUACCUCCUCCUCAACGCCACCCUCCCCGUCCUCGCCUCUGCCGCCGCCCUCCUCCCCAUCCUCCGCCAGCCCCCCACCCACCUCCUCCUCCUCCCUCCCGACGCCACCCGCCGCGACUCCCACGUCUUCCUCCUCCUCAACCUCCUCGCCUUCCUCACAGGCCUCUACCUCCUCCUCCUCAACUCCGUCUCCUCCAACCCCGUCCUUGCCCGCCUCCUCCUCGCCGGUGCAAUCAUCCUCCUCCUCUUUCCCCUCUGCAUUCCCGGCAUCGUCUGCGCUCGUGACUGGGCUCGGCGGACCGUCUACUCUCGCCUGGGCACCAACAACCACAUCGAGGGCGUGGAUCUUCGAAAGCAGCUCAUCCGCGGCACCAAUAUAAACAUCAACAUCCACGAGAACGAUAGCAACAACGGCAACGGCGGCGGCGGCAGCAACGAUGAUAGGGCCGUUGGAGAGGAAAGGCCGCGAUGGUGGUGCUGUGAAGGGUUGACGGAGAAGAACCAGCUGGUGGCGAUCGGCGAGGAGCACAGCGUGAAAAGGCUCAUCGGCCGGAUCGAUUUCUGGUUGUACUACGUGGCCUACUUCUGUGGUGCAACGGUGGGGCUGGUGUACAGCAACAACCUGGGCCAGAUUGCCCAGUCCUUGGGAAUGGAGUCCAAGACCACCAUGUUCGUCACCGUCUACUCUUCCUGCUCCUUCUUUGGCCGUUUGCUCUCCGCCGCCCCCGACUUCCUUCGCGGGAAGGUGCACUUCGCUCGAACGGGAUGGUUGGGGAUAGCGUUGGUGCCGAUGCCGCUGGCCUUCUUUCUGCUAGCAGAGGUGGGCGAUGGUCAUGCUCUGCUUGCAGGCACGGCGUUAGUGGGACUGAGCUCGGGGUUCAUCUUCGCUGCCGCGGUGGCCGUCACAUCCGACCUCUUUGGACCCAACAGCGUCGGGGUCAAUCACAACAUCCUCAUCACCAACAUCCCUCUGGGAUCUCUGCUCUAUGGCUUGCUUGCUGCCUUGGUAUAUGAUGCUAAUGGGAAUUCAAGUUCCAUGGAGGUGCUGACCGGCGAUGGGAUGGUGGUGUGCAUGGGGAGGAAAUGUUAUGCUACGACUUUCUUGUGGUGGGGUUGCGUCACUUUGGUUGGGCUGCUCUCUAGUUUGUUCUUGUUUUUGAGGACCAGGCCGGCUUACGACCAGGCGGAGCAUGGCCAGCCGAUGCCGCAGAGCAUGGGCGGCGAGGAUUUCCGAUGAGAGGGGAUGAAGAGGUGCCAUGUUUGAUAGAGAGGCUGGCAGGCCAUCCAUGUGGAGAGUUUGGGGGGCAAGAAGCUCAAACCAAAUCGUGCUGCACUAAAUUAUGACGCAGAAAGGAUAUAUUUGGAAAAAGAGUAUAGGCAAAAUGGAUCCGCUUCUGAUUAAAUGGAAUAUCUGUGUACCGUUUUCUAAACAUUAGGAGACACUAGAUUUCAACAUACGAAGGGAGAUUAGCACAGCCAGCUAAUGUAUGCCGAAAGAGAACUCUGCUUACCAUUUUCUGACAUUGGAUUGCCCGCAUGAUCUCCUAAGAGAGAAUGCAGUGUUAUACCAUGGAUUUUGAAAAAAAAAUGCUAUAUAUAUAUAUACUUCUUUCUAUGUAAAUUUUAAUGUUGUCUAAUUUUU